GCGAGCAAGUUAGUAAUUAGGAUUAUCAGUUUGUUGGCAUUGAAGAAGAAUGGGUUUGAAGGCCUUUCAGUACUGCCUCGUGUUCUCACUCGUCUCUCAAACAAUUUACGCGCCUCCGUUCCCUUUUGGUCCUUUUGGUCCGUUUGAUUACCGACUUGACUACCGCUUUUAUGAUUGGUCGUGCCCUGGGUUGCCCAUGAUUAUCAGGUCUGGUGUUUCGGCAGCUUUGAAGGAUGACACCAGGAUGGCUGCAUCUCUUCUUCGGCUGCACUUUCACGAUUGUUUUGUAAAUGGCUGUGACGGUUCUAUCCUCCUCGAUGACACUAAAGAUUUCAAGGGAGAGAAGAAUGCUGUGCCCAACCGCAAUUCGGCUAGAGGGUUCCAAGUGAUCGACAAGAUAAAGGCAGAUGUGGAGAGGGCUUGCCCUUCAACUGUUUCAUGCGCGGACAUAUUGACCCUUGCAGCUAGAGAAGCUGUUGUCGUGUCAGGAGGGCCUUCCUGGCCUGUUCCAUUGGGGCGACGGGAUGGAUUGACUGCAAGUGAGAAAGCGGCUAAUGAACAGAUACCGUCGCCGUUUGACCCUCUACAAAACAUCACUGCCAGGUUUGCAUCAAAGGGUCUUGACUUGAUGGAUGUAGUAGUUCUCUCAGGAGCGCAUACCAUUGGCUUUGCUCAGUGCUUCACAUUCAAGAGCAGACUGUACGAUUUCAAAAACUCUGGCAAGCCCGAUCCUGCUAUGGAUUCUUCGCUCCUCUCAGUGUUAAGGAGAGCUUGUCCCAACAACAACGCAGCUGCAUCCAAUAGCAAGCUUGCUCCUCUGGACUCUAGGAGCCCAGAUACGUUCGACAACUCCUAUUACAAGAACCUAGUGAGCAACUCAGGGCUCCUCGAAUCAGAUCAGGCCUUGAUGGGGGACCCAUCCACUGCUGCCAUGGUCAAUGCUUAUAGCACGAUCCCCUUUCGUUUCAAUCGAGAUUUUGGAGCAUCCAUGGUCAAGCUCGGCGGCGUUGGGGUUCUUACCGGCCAAGCCGGGGAGAUUAGGAAGACGUGUGGCUCUGUUAACUAAUUAACCUACUCUUAUAUGUAUGCUUACUGUAGACGUUACUAGUCUCACUAUGUAUAAUUAAAUAAUAACAACUUAAUACUGCUGUCCUUGUAAGUUGCUUCCUUCUUCCUCCCAAAACUACAGUUGAUUUAUGAUCGUAAUUGUCAUCAUCUUACAUCUUACCCUGAA
Molecule: messenger RNA, 1234 nt
Organism: Diospyros lotus (date-plum)
Lineage: Eukaryota; Viridiplantae; Streptophyta; Magnoliopsida; Ericales; Ebenaceae
Product: peroxidase 10-like
Exons: 4
Coding region: 50-1066 (338 amino acids)
Biological process (GO): response to oxidative stress; hydrogen peroxide catabolic process
Molecular function (GO): peroxidase activity; heme binding
Source: RefSeq, a predicted model, not a curated record